AUGACAGGUCCUCAGAGACAUAAGGCGACUCCGAGAACUGAUCUUCGAGAUCUUCCACCCCGCAGGACCAGCCGGGGACUCUUCCUGGUGGUCCUGGUUGGAUUUUUCUUCAUGGACGCCCGGCACCAACCCAUCAAAGCUGUCAUCGUCGGAGACGGGGCCUGCGGAAAGACCUCCCUGCUCAUGGUCAUGGCCCAGGGAAAAUUCCCCCAGGAAUACGUUCCCACCGCCUUCGACAAAUACAGGACAUCAGUGCAGCUGGAGGGCCGGACGCUGCAGCUGGAGCUCUGGGACACUGCAGGACAAGAGGACUACGACCGCCUGCGGCCGCUGUCCUACGCCGACGCCAAAGUCAUCCUUCUCUGCUAUGAUGUCACCAACGCCACCAGCUUCGACAACGUCCGCAACAAGUGGUACCCGGAGGUCACCCAUUUCUGCCCGAAGGUGCCCAUCCUUCUGGUGGGCUGCAAGACGGACCUGCGCAACGACAAGGAUCAGCUGCAGCGGAUAAAGAAAAGCGGCCAGGACCCAAUCUCUUAUCACAAGGGCCAGGCGCUGGCGAAUAACCUGGGAGCCGUCGCCUACCUGGAGUGCUCGGCCCGGCUCCGGGACAACGUCGAGACCAUCUUCCAGCGGGCCGCGGCCGCCACGCUCAGAAGCCCCCCGAAAAACGUCUGGAGGAGCGUGAAGAAGAAGUGCACGAGCUGCGUACUGGGCUGACACGCGGACCGUCCUCCUCCGGCGUGCAAAUACGCAAAAACGCACGCCCACCGGACUGGGCCUCCCGUCCCGCGGCCCGGACGUCGGCCCCUUCCCCGACUUUUAAUAAUAAUAAUAAUAACGGUGGCAUUUAUUAAGCGCUUACUAUGUGCAAAGCGCCGGGCACUGUUCCAUCCCUCCUCCCUGGACCGCGCUCCUUCCCCGCCGUGUCCGUGGCCCCGGCAGGCCCGGGCUGGGACACCCCCGCAUCUCGGACCUGCUGGGGCUGGGGGCCCCACUCCCCCAGGCCCAAAUCUGCAAUAAAAAGCGAUUUUCGGUAACCCCGGGAAGCUGGAGUUCCUGCUUAACA
This is a messenger RNA of Tachyglossus aculeatus (Australian echidna), 1069 nucleotides long. RefSeq names its product ras homolog family member D (gene RHOD). Bases 1 to 720 code for a protein of 239 amino acids. Gene Ontology annotation, molecular function: GTPase activity; GTP binding. Lineage: Eukaryota; Metazoa; Chordata; Mammalia; Monotremata; Tachyglossidae. Gene Ontology annotation, biological process: cell migration; small GTPase-mediated signal transduction. The transcript is spliced from 6 exons. The record is from RefSeq and is a predicted model, not a curated record.